AUGCCCCCCCAAGUUGGAAAACUACCUAACGAACCCUUUUUUGAGCACUUGAUCAAGGCUUGGAAUGAGGUUCAGCAUGUCGUCAUCCACGACCCUAACAACGGCGUGGAUGCAAACUACACUCAAUUAUUCACCGAUGUGCUGAAUAUGCGGCAGGCCAUCUAUGAAGCGCUCCCUCGAUCGAUGUUUGAUGACAAAUUAAUAAUUGCGGAAGAAACACCAUUCAUUUUUGUUCUCGCUCCAGGAAACUAUGAGUUCGUCGUUGCCUCUUUCGCCAUUCUUGGGCUGGGAGGGGCUCUAGUGCCUUUGUCAACGUCCGUGUUACCUGAGGAAGCCCACCAUCUACUGCAAAAAUGCAACUCAUAUUUCAUCCUCACUGCGUCCCAAUGCCUGAAACACGGCACAGAAAUCCAGGAAUAUGUGGAUUCCCAACCAGACAGCGGAAAGGUCACCGUCAUACCCAUCGCAAUCAAGUGUAGUGCAGUUUCCGUUUCGCAGGUCGAGAUUGAUAAAGACAUGACCAUUGCACGUACUCGACCCAGCCUGGUCUUGUUCACCUCCGGCACCACGGGCCCUCCAAAGGGCGUCGUUCACGACCGGACGAUCUUCUACACAUGCCCGGCCUUGACCAGUCAUGAUGUCUUAUUGAGUCAUCGCCCAGCCCACUGGAUCUCCGGAGCGCUGCCCCUGAUCAUAGGGUUGAUGAGAGGUUCGCGCGUCGAAAUCACGGAGUGUGAUGUCCAAGUGAUCUGGGAAAGGCUACGAAAAGGAGGUGUCACAAUUCUUACUUGUGGCCCUUCCAUGUAUACGAAGCUCAUGAAACAUUUCCAGGAGAGAUUAAGUGCCCUACCCGUUGAAGAGCGCGAUGAAUACAUUCGAGGAGCUCGCGAACUUCGAGUUGCGCGUGUCAGUGGGCAAGUCAGUGCGCCGUCGAUGCUGCGAUUCUGGCGAGAAGUCAUCGGGAAACCAUUGACCAUUUGUUACGGAUCGACUGAGAUGGCUUUGCGCCCUCUCCAAGCUAUUGCCGAUACCGAUGCAUAUAUCGAUCGGUGCAUCGGGAGGCCAGUUCCCGGCGUCACAGUCAAGCUAUCCGAGGGAGACCAUGGGGAGAUCCUGAUCAAGGGGGACUCAUUGUUUUCUCACUAUCUCAACGAUGAAGGCGCUACUCGAGCGGCUUUCGACGAUGAAGGGUUCUACAGAACUGGAGACCUCGCGCAUCGAGUUGGAGAUCAGUAUGUGCUAGAUGGUCGGGCAUCUACGGACUUCGUACGACAUCGCGGGUAUAAGGUCCCUGUGCUGGAGGUCGAAGCGCACCUUCUAGAGCUCCCUUACAUCUCCGAAGCCUACAUUCUGUCCGUUCCGGAUUUGCAGAAUGGAACACGAGUUGCUGCACUCGUUCGUUUGCGAGUCCCGAAGACCUCGCAUGAUGACCCAGAGUCGCCGGAGGAAGAAGCAAAGGUAGACUUACGAACCAUCAGAUUUGACCUGUUGGACAAGCUAUCCAUGUACAAACUUCCAACCCUUUUGCGCAUUUUGCAAGACGGCGAGGCUGUCCCUGAGACCAGGACCGGGAAGCCCGUGCGGAAGCAGGCAGUGGAGAGGUUUUUCCCUGUCUCCGAGGACUUUGCCUUGCCAGCAGAUGUGGAGGUAUGGGAUCUUACGAAGCCCGAGCAAGACCGGCCAGUGCGGGCAUGGGACUGGGCAGCCUUGCAGAACCAAGCCAUAUGA
Messenger RNA from Aspergillus pseudoviridinutans, 1728 nucleotides. Its product is annotated as class I adenylate-forming enzyme family protein. The record is from RefSeq and is a predicted model, not a curated record. The transcript has 5 exons. Gene Ontology annotation, molecular function: medium-chain fatty acid-CoA ligase activity. Bases 1 to 1728 code for a protein of 575 amino acids. Gene Ontology annotation, biological process: fatty acid metabolic process. Lineage: Eukaryota; Fungi; Ascomycota; Eurotiomycetes; Eurotiales; Aspergillaceae.